AUGUGCGGUGGCAGUCUUUGCCCCAGCGGGUCACCUGCUUCCUCAGCGGGUCCCGCAGCGCCAGACAGCACAGUGGGAUCCCAAAACAAAGGCGGUGGGCCCCCGGGGCCAGCACCCCCGGCUCAGUCUUCCGUCCAGGACUCUGUCGUCGUCCCCGAGCGCGAAGAUAUGCCGGAGUUUGUGGUGACGGCGCUGUUGGCACCCUCACGCCUCUCGCUGAAGUUGCUGCGAGCUUUAGUGAUGAGCCUGGUGUAUUUGGCUGCCUUGGUGGCCGCGGUCGUCUACAGCUGCAUCGCGCUCACCAACGUACUGUGCCACCCCCGCAGGGGCUGUCGCGGCCGCCAGCGGUUGUCUGCGCCGGACUGCCUAAGAGACCCCACGCUGGGCCAGCACUGCUUUCUGACCCUUAGGGUGAGUGCCUCAUGGAGGCAGAGUUCCGGUCUGCGGCUUCACUAUGUCUCUGCUGGUCGUGGAAACGGGCCCCUCAUGCUGUUUCUGCAUGGCUUCCCAGAGAACUGGUUCUCCUGGCGCCACCAGCUUCGGGAGUUUCAGAGCUGUUUCCAUGUGGUAGCUGUCGACCUACGUGGUUAUGGCCCCUCUGACGCUCCAAAGGAUGUGGAUUGUUAUACUAUUGACCUGCUGUUGGCUGAUAUCAAGGAUGUCAUUCUAGGCCUGGGGUACUCCAAGUGCAUCCUUGUGAGCCAUGACUGGGGGGCUGUCCUUGCCUGGAAUUUCUCCAUCUACUUCCCGUCUCUAGUGGAGCGGAUGGUUGUGGUUAGUGGACCUCCUAUGUCGGUGUUCCAAGAAUACUCAACCCGUCACAUUGGCCAGUUAUUCCGAUCAAACUACAUGUUCCUGUUCCAGCUCCCCUGGCUGCCAGAGACGCUAUUGUCUUUGUCCGACUUCCAGAUUCUAAAAGCCGUUUUCACCGACCGCAAGACGGGCAUCCCGCGUCUCACCCCUUGUGAACUCGAAGCUUUCCUUUAUCACUUCUCACAACCUGGAGGCCUCACUGGGCCCAUCAACUACUAUAGGAACGUGUUCAGGAACUUCCCCCUGGAGCCCCAAGAACUGUCCACGCCCACACUGCUGCUGUGGGGGGAGAAAGACCACACCUUACAGCAGGGGCUUGUGGGAGCCAUUGGUAGUCGCUUUGUGCCAGGUCGGCUGGAAAGCCACAUCCUGCCAGGCAGUGGACAUUGGAUUCCACAGAGCCAUCCUCAGGAGAUGCAUCAGUACAUGUGGGCCUUCUUGCAAGACCUGCUGGACUAGUAGCCCCUGCUCCCCAGCCCAACAGAUAUAUGAUACAUGUGGGAUUACAUACUCACGUCCUUGUGUACCUGAGAGUCUGUUCAGUGUGUGCACAGAAUGGACUCCCAGCUCACCCACAGCAAAUGGCUCCUGCGUUGCACACAAAAAGCAACUAUGGGUGUCCUGCCUCACACAUAGCAUAGGUGUUUGCAUGUGUGAGAAACCACUUGGACUCUGGCAGCCAGGAAUGCUUCUCCCUUAUGGAGUUAGUUGAUGGGACUCACCUUUCCAAAGUGUUCCUUCCUCAGUCGCUUCACAAACCACAAAUUCUAACCCUUCUAUCUGGUUUUCCACCUCCAGUCUGCAGCUUAGGGCUUAUUCAAAGUGCAUGCAAUUUAUUUCUUUUUGUUUUUGGAGACAGAAUUUCUCUGUGUAGCCCUGGCUGUGC
Messenger RNA from Microtus oregoni (creeping vole), 1699 nucleotides. It is a transcript of the gene Ephx3, whose product is annotated as epoxide hydrolase 3. The record is from RefSeq and is a predicted model, not a curated record. Gene Ontology annotation, molecular function: hydrolase activity. Gene Ontology annotation, cellular component: intracellular membrane-bounded organelle. The transcript has 7 exons. NCBI's taxonomy places the organism in Eukaryota, Metazoa, Chordata, Mammalia, Rodentia, Cricetidae. The coding region runs from base 1 to 1272 and encodes 423 amino acids.